UCCGGCCCCGGCGAGCUGCUUUCCCUGCCCCGGGCCCCUCUUUUUCCUCUUUUUCGGAUCCCAUGGGCCCGUGAAGAUGGGGCUCCCGCCCUUACCCCGCCCAGCACCUGGGGUGAGAAAAGCCCUCGCCCACUCAUCUGGUUCGCAGUCCUUUGGUGAUUCACAGCCCCGGCCCCGCCCAGGGCGCUAAUCUAACUUGUUGCUCAACUUCAGAGCGCUGCCCAGACUUCAGCUCCCGUUUCCAGCCCGCUGUGUCUUCACCGCAGAGGCCCGCGCCCGGUCCCCGUCCCCGCGCGCAAUGAGCCCCGCGCGCCCGCGCGCCCGCGUGCUGCUGAGCCUGCUGGGCGGGCUGGGCCCGCAGCUGCUGCUGCUACUCCUGCGUCCUCCGGCUGCGUCGGGUGACUGCGGCCUUCCCCCAGAUGUACCUAAUGCCCAAGCAACUUUGGGAAGUCGUACAAGUUUUGCUGAGGGACAGAAAGUAGACUACAAAUGUAACAAAGGCUUUGUAAAAGUUCCUGGCAAGGCAGACUCAGUGGUCUGUCAAAAUAAUAAAUGGUCAGAGCUUGCUGAAUUUUGUAAUCGGAGCUGUGACUUUCCAACCAGACUACGUUUUGCAUCUCUCAAAAAGUCUUAUACCCAACAGAAUUAUUUCCCAGAAGGUUCCACUGUGGAAUAUGAGUGCCGUCCAGGAUACAUAAGGGACCCUUCUCUCUCAGGAAACAUAACUUGUCUUCAGAAUUUUAUGUGGUCCAAACCUGAGGGAUUUUGUAAAAAAAGAUCAUGUCCUAAGCCUGGAGAAAUAGAAAAUGGUCAUGUCAAUAUAACAACUGACAUACUGUUUGGUGCGGAGAUCUAUUUUUCAUGUAACACAGGGUACAAAUUAGUUGGUGCAGCUUCUGCUUUCUGUGCUGCUAUGGGAAAUACUGUUGGGUGGGCUGAAGAAUUUCCAAAAUGUCAAGAAAUUUUAUGCCCAGAACCACCAAAAGUUGACCAUGGAAUGAUUCAAGAGAAACAAAACAGUUAUGCAUACGGACAAUCUGUAACAUAUAAAUGCAUGGAAGGCUUCACCCUACAUGGAGAGAGCUCUAUCUAUUGUACGGUAGAAGAUGACCAAGGAGUGUGGAGUGGCCCCCUACCUCAAUGCAGAGAAACUUUUUACAAUGUCAUACCAAAAGUUCCGAAACCCACUGAAGUAAAUGUUCCAGGUACCAAAGUCUUAUCAACUCCUCAGAAACCCACCACUGUAAAUGUUUCAGCUACAGAAACCCCAUCAACUCCUCAGAAACCCACCACUGUAAAUGUUCCAGCUACAGAAAUCUCACCAACUCCUCAGAAACCCACCACUAUAAAUAUUUCAGCUACAGAAACCCCACCAACUCCUCAGAAACCCACCACUGUAAAUGUUCCAGCCACAGAAACCUCACCAACUCCUCAGAAACCCACCACGGUAAAUGUUCCAGCUACAGAAACCUCACCAACUCCUCAGAAACCCACCACUGUAAAUAUUUCAGCUACAGAGACCCCACCAACUCCUCAGAAACCCACCACUGUAAAUGUUCCAGCUACAGAAACCUCACCAACUCCUCAGAAACUCAUCACAAUAAAUUCUUCAGCUACAAAGCCCACACUAGUUUCUCAGACAUACACCACUGUAAAUGUUCCAGCUACAAAGGUCCCAUCACCUUCUCAGAAAUCUUCCACAGCCAAUGAUUCCGCCAUGACAGCCUGGAAUUCCCCAAUAUCAAACACUGUCUCUACAGCAGCUCAGAAUCCCAUCAUGGCAAAUGCUUCUACAACCACACCAACAACCCAAAGAUUCACCCCAGCAAAAUCUUUACUUACACAGAAUCUUAAAGCUACACAGAAGUCCACUUCUAUACAUACGACUAAGGGUCUCCGUAUAACACAAAGAUUGACCUCUGCUCAUGUUACAGCAGCAAAAAGCACAGCUAUUCCCAGAACAAGCCCGCGUUUUCAUACAACAAGCACACCUAAAGGAAGAGGAAGCGCUCCUUCAGGACAUAUGUGUAUAACAUUGACAAUUUUGCUUAUGAUGCUAGUAACCGUUGGCUAACUGAGCCAAAGAAGUUGAGAAGAAAGUGUUUUGCAUGUUAUCUUGUUUUUAAGAUGCGUAGGAAUGUCCACAAAGCAAGGAAAGAUGAAUCUGUCCUGGAAUCACAGUCUCAACACUCCUAAGACCCUUGAAAAUAGAACAAUUUGUAAGAUUAAGAGUGAUUACUUUCAUAAAAGUGUGGGAAAGUGGAGAGAUUUGUUCAUCUUUAGAAUGUGAGAAAAAAGGAAAAAAAGUGAGUUUUUUUCGCUAAAUAUGUAAUGUUAUUUUUAUUUAUAAAAACACAAAAAAUUAAAACAAUUGGAUAUUGAAAACAAAUGAACCAGUCUCUUAUAAGGAAAAUUGUCAAAGAGAUAAAACACAUUAUACAAUGAUCUUCCUUGACUAAAGGGCAUUUUCGCUUUUCUUAUUCUAUUAAAAUGAGCCAGAAUUAGUUGGCAAAUUUUUUUAAAGGAAAAACAUGCUGAUGAUCCAAAGGUGUUGAGUUUCUUGGGUUAGUUGGUGACAAAGGAGGAAUAAAGAAUGAAGGAAUAAUUCUUCCUUUUUCAUACAAGCACAGAUAGUGAAUUAACUCCUUAUUUGUAAGAUAGAUCAGCUAUGAUUUUGUUCUUAGAGCAAUUUUUUCUAUUUGAAAAAGAGCCCCCAUGAAAGAGUGAAAGUUGUCUUAGAUUUACUUAAUGUCUUUAAAACUCUGUAGAGAUAUUAUAAUAUUAAUAUAAGAAAAGAUUCUAUAUUUCUGAAGUGAGAUGUUCAUAUUCAAAUUGUAAAUCUUAUUCUUUUGUAACAUUAAGUUUAAUUUAUAUUUAUUUAUGUUUUACAUGUAUAUCAGAAAAAGUUCAAGGAGAUAUGUAAAGAAAAAUUGAUCUUCCCUAAAUAGAAAUAACCACAUUUUUGCCUCAUGUGGUAUCUGGCAUUUAUUUUCUUGUGUAAAUUAUUUAUAAAUAAGGGAGUCCCUUCCUGCCUUUCAUAGGAGUUUAGAGUGCUGUCCUUUGGCUUAGUGGGAAUCACUUUUAAUGUACUACUUGUUAUUGAUUUACCUAAAGGCAAUCACAUCAGUUUCCAGAUUCUUAAUAUGUUCUUGUCAUCUUGCCAGUUACAUGUUAAGUGUUGGAAUAGACUAGAAUAUAUGCAUAAAUAAAUUUCACAAUAAUUA
Dama dama (fallow deer) is the source of this 3224-nucleotide messenger RNA. RefSeq names its product CD55 molecule (Cromer blood group) (gene CD55). The transcript has 8 exons. The record is from RefSeq and is a predicted model, not a curated record. The coding region runs from base 299 to 2074 and encodes 591 amino acids. Lineage: Eukaryota; Metazoa; Chordata; Mammalia; Artiodactyla; Cervidae.